Molecule: messenger RNA, 2361 nt
Organism: Camellia sinensis
Lineage: Eukaryota; Viridiplantae; Streptophyta; Magnoliopsida; Ericales; Theaceae
Product: monosaccharide-sensing protein 2
Biological process (GO): transmembrane transport
Cellular component (GO): membrane
Molecular function (GO): transmembrane transporter activity
Source: RefSeq, a predicted model, not a curated record
AGAGAGAGAGAGAGAGCAAGAUGAGUGGAGCAGUUCUGGUGGCUGUUGCUGCAGCAAUGGGUAACUUACUACAAGGAUGGGAUAAUGCUACUAUUGCUGGGGCUGUUUUAUACAUAAAGAAGGAAUUCAACUUGGAAAGCAACCCAACUGUAGAGGGGCUUAUUGUGGCCAUGUCACUCAUUGGUGCCACUUUAAUUACUACAUGCUCCGGUGGAAUGGCAGAUUGGCUUGGCAGGCGGCCCAUGCUUAUAAUGUCAUCUGUCCUCUAUUUUGUUAGCGGUCUUGUAAUGUUGUGGUCCCCGAAUGUUUACAUUCUACUGGUGGCAAGGCUUCUAGAUGGGUUUGGAAUUGGUUUGGCAGUUACGCUCAUUCCAAUCUAUAUAUCGGAGACAGCACCGCCCGAGAUAAGGGGUUUAUUGAAUACUUUGCCUCAGUUUACUGGUUCAGGUGGAAUGUUUUUGUCAUAUUGCAUGGUUUUUGGAAUGUCAUUGAUGGAUUCCCCGAGCUGGAGGUUGAUGCUUGGGGUUCUCUCUAUUCCCUCCCUCAUUUAUUUUGUAUUAACAAUAUUUUACCUGCCUGAGUCUCCAAGGUGGCUUGUGAGCAAAGGACGCAUGCUUGAGGCGAAGCAGGUAUUGCAGAGAUUGCGUGGCAGGGAAGAUGUCUCUGGAGAGAUGGCUUUGCUAGUUGAAGGUCUUGGAGUUGGGGGUGAAACAUCUAUAGAAGAAUACAUAAUGUGCCCAGACAAUGAAAUCACUGAUGACCAGGAACCAACUGCUGAAAGAGAUAAAAUCAGGUUGUAUGGGCCUCAAGAAGGUCUCUCCUGGGUUGCUCGACCUGUCACUGGGCAGAGUAGUCUUGGUUUUGCAUCACGCCAGGGAAGCAUUGCAAACCAGAAUGUACCCCUUAUGGAUCCUCUUGUCACCCUCUUUGGCAGUGUCCAUGAAAAGCUUCCUGAGACAGGAAGCAUGCGAAGCAUGCUUUUUCCACACUUUGGUAGCAUGUUCAGCAUGGCAGGGCAGCAACCUAAAAAUGAAGAGUGGGAUGAAGAGAGCCUUGCCGGAGAGGGGGAGGAUUAUACGUCCGAUGCUGGUGCUGCUGAUUCUGACAACAAUUUGAACAGUCCACUAAUUUCGCGCCAGACAACAAGCUUGGAGAAAGACAUUGUCCCUCCAGCUGCCCAUGGAAGCAUUUUAAGCAUGAGGCACGAUAGUCUCACGCAAGGAAAUACUGGGGAACCUCUCAGUAGCAUGGGCAUUGGUGGGGGUUGGCAGCUGGCAUGGCAAUGGACUGAGAGAGAAGGUCAAGAUGGAAAGAAGGAAGGUGGAUUUAAAAGAAUUUAUUUGCAUGAGGAGGGUGUCUCUGCAUCUCGGCGUGGAUCUAUAGUUUCUCUUCCUGGUGGUGAUGUCCCUGCAGAAGGCGAGUUCAUCCAGGCUGCUGCUUUGGUGAGUCAACCAGCUCUUUAUUCUAAGGAGCUUGUGAAUCAGCAUGCAGUUGGACCAGCUAUGUUACACCCAUCUGAAACUGCUGUGAAAGGGCCAAGUUGGAAUGAUCUUUUUGAACCAGGAGUCAAGCAUGCUUUGGUUGUUGGGGUGGGGAUUCAAAUACUUCAGCAGUUCUCUGGUAUAAACGGAGUUCUUUACUACACUCCUCAAAUUCUGGAGCAGGCAGGUGUUGGAGUUCUUCUGUCAAAUUUGGGCAUCAGUUCAGCUUCUUCUUCACUGCUUAUUAGUACCAUCACGACCUUGUUGAUGCUUCCUUGUAUAGCUGUUGCUAUGAGGCUAAUGGAUAUAUCUGGGAGAAGGACCUUGCUGCUUAGCACAAUCCCUUUGUUGAUAGGAACCCUGGUCAUUCUUGUCAUCGGAGGUCUUGUUAACCUUGGAGAUGUUGCAAAUGCGGCCAUCUCAACUGUUAGUGUGGUGGUCUACUUCUGUUGCUUCGUGAUGGGAUUUGGGCCAAUCCCAAACAUUCUUUGUGCAGAGAUAUUCCCCACAAGGGUUCGUGGCCUCUGCAUUGCCAUAUGUGCCCUCACAUUUUGGAUUGGAGACAUCAUUGUUACAUACACACUCCCAGUGAUGCUCAACUCCGUUGGCCUUACUGGUGUUUUUGGUAUGUAUGCUGUUGUGUGCACCAUAUCAUGGUUUUUCGUUUUCCUCAAGGUUCCCGAAACCAAGGGCAUGCCCCUUGAAGUGAUUACGGAGUUCUUUUCUGUUGGUGCCAAGCAGGCAGCGGCUUCUAAAAUCAAUUGAUGACAGUGUCUGUGAUUUAAAAAAGAUAAAAGUUUUGAUUUGUGUUUUAAAUGCUGGAUUUGGUUACCUUUUUCUUUAUAUAUAAAUUUUUGUGAGUAGUUUGAUAGUUUUGAUA